AUGAGUGCUUAUUUUCUGAAAACAUUUUAUGUUCUUCUCAUGCUUUCUUUGCUUGCCUCAGGAAUUAGUGUGACAAUGAAGAACUCAAGUGAAAGUGGUGAAGCAAAGUGCAUAAAGAGUGAGAGGGAAGCACUCCUGAGCUUCAAAGAAGGCCUCAUAGAUGACUUUGGCAUGCUCUCCACUUGGACCAAUAAUACUGAUUGCUGCAAAUGGAAACGCAUUCUCUGCAACCAUCAAACUGCUCAUGUACAACUGCUUGAUCUUCAUGGAAACUUCGACUAUACACCGUAUUUGAGAGAUUCCUUCUACACUUGGAAAUCUCUCUCAGCUCCUAUUCAGAUUGGAAAUCUCAAGCACUUACAGCAUCUCGAUCUUGGAGCAUUUUUUCUUUCCGGAAAAAUCCCAUGUCAAAUUGGAAAUCUCAGACAGCUACAAUAUCUCAGUCUUGGGAGUAACACUAUUCUAUACAAAACGAAUACGCCAAACUAUAUCUCAAAUUCCCUUUCUGGAGCAAUCCCUUUUCGCAUAGGGAAUCUUCCAUUGUUGCAUACUCUACGACUAGGUGGCAAUUUUGAUAUAAAAGCUAAGGAUGCAAAAUGGCUGUCCACUCUCGAUUCCUUAACCAUUCUUGGGCUGAACUCAUUGCAUCAUCUUAGUUAUUCUCACCAGUGGCUACAAAGUAUCAGUAAAUUAAUUUCAAACUUGAGCGAGUUGAGUCUAAUUAACUGUGAUCUUUUGGAUAAUGAUGUUCAAUCUUUGUUCCAUUCUCAUUUGUCUAACUUUUCCACUUCUCUCAACGUGCUAGAUCUCUCUUGUAAUAUGUUGACAUCAUCAACUCUUCAACUCUUGUUUAACUUUAGCUUUCAUCUUCAAGAGCUUUAUCUUCCUUAUAAUAAUAUUGUUUUCUCAUCUCUAUGCCCAAAUUUUCCAUCUCUGAAGAUCCUCGACCGCUCUUACAAUAAUCUAACAUCAACAAUGUUUCUAGCCAAUUUUAAUAUCAGCUCCAGACUACAAGUGCUUCUGCUACGGAACUGCAGUCUUAUAGAUAGAAGUUUCCUUGUUUCACCUACUUCUACUUAUGCCUCAUCUAUUCUCUAUCUUGCUCUCUCCCAUAACUUGUUAAAAUCGUGCUCUGUAUUUCACUGGCUUUCUAACUUCACUACCAGUCUUCACACACUUCGUCUUGAUUAUAAUUUGUUGGAAGAUCCCAUUCCAGAUGGAUUUGGGAAAGCAAUGAACUCUCUUGAAAAUCUUUAUGUAUCGGAUAACAAACUACAAGGCAAGGUUCCGUCUUUCUUUGGGAUCAUGUGCAAAUUACAGAGGUUAGACCUCUCAAGAAACAAGUUUAAGGGCGAAUUUCCGAGCUUCAUUCAGAAUUCUUCAUGGUGUGGCAGACACAUAUUUCGGGAAUUGAGCUUAUCUCAUAACCAAAUUACUGGCAAGAUACCCGAGAGCGUCAGAUUGCUAUCUGAGUUGCAGAUUUUAUCGUUGGAGGAAAAUUCUUUAGAGGGUGAUGUCACUGAAUCUCAUCUUUCUAAUUUUUCCAAAUUAUAUUUGUUAUACUUGUCACACAACUCAUUGUCACUAAAAUUUGUCUCUAAUUGGGUUCCACCUUUUCAAUUAAUGUUUUUGGGUCUUGCAUCUUGCAAUCUAGGUCCGAAUAUUCCUAGCUGGCUUCAAACUCAAAAUUCUUUACUACAACUAGAUAUAUCUGAUAAUCAGCUGAAUGAUUCCGUACCAGAAUGGUUUUGGAACAAAUUGCAAAUUAUGUACGAGUUGAAUAUGUCUCACAAUAAUUUCAUUGGUUCAAUUCCUAACAUGAAAUUAAGGCUUCCUUUCAGACCAUCAAUAAAUUUAAAUUCAAAUAAAUUUGAGGGAAAAGUCUCAUUAUUCUUGCUACAAGCUUCCGAGUUGUUGCUCUCUGCAAAUAAAUUUUCAGAUUUCUCAUGUGGAAACCUGACCACAUCAAACUUGGGCACUUUAGAUUUAUCGUAUAAUCAAAUAAAGGGGCAGCUCCCGGAUUGUUGGAAAUUUGUCGACCGAUUAUUAUUUCUUGAUUUAAGUAGCAAUCAAUUGUCAGGAAAGAUUCCUAUCUCCAUGGGAACCCUUGUGAAAUUGGAAGCUUUGGUUUUACGAAACAAUAGAUUAAUGGGUGAAUUGCCGUUCUCUUUGAAGAAUUGCAGGAAUUUAAUUAUGCUGGAUGUUAGUGAGAAUAUGUUGUCCGGUCCAAUACCAGCAUGGGUUGGAGAAAGCAUGCAACAAUUGAUAAUCUUGAUCAUGCGAGGGAAUCACUUCUCAGGAAAUCUUCCCUCUCGUCUAUGUUAUUUGAAACAUGUUCAAUUGUUGGAUCUUUCCAAAAAUAAGUUAUCAGAAGGAAUUCCAACUUGCUUAAACAAUUUUACUGCAUUAUCUGAAAACAGCAUCGACAGAACAGAAACUGAAAGUCGUGUGCAUUGGUACAAUAGUACUUACUACGAAAUUUAUAAUCUUUUCAGUGGUAGUUAUUAUAUGUUUCGUAUAACCUGGAUGUGGAAAGGUGAUGAACGCAACUUCACACAACCCGAAUUGAUUCUUCGGAGUAUUGAUCUCUCAUGUAACAAUUUAACCGGUGAAUUGCCGAAAGAGAUUACAUACUUGCUCGGGUUAGUUUCUUUGAAUUUAUCAAGAAACAAUUUGAGAGGAGAAAUUCCUUCCGAGAUUGGAAAUUUAUGUUUACUUGAAUCCCUUGACUUAUCAAGAAAUAAAUUCGAGGGGAGAAUUCCUUCAUCUCUUUCUGAAAUGGAUUUUCUCCAAAUAUUAGACUUGUCACACAACUCUCUUUCUGGAAGAAUCCCAUUGGGAAGACACUUGGAAACAUUUGAUGCCUCUUGUUUUGAAGGAAAUGUUGAUCUUUGUGGUGAACAAGUUAACAAGAGUUGUUCUGGGGAUCAGACAUUAGUAAAGCCUCAAAAAGAAGAAGCCCAUGGAGAAUAUCAUGUUUUCUAUGAAGCAUUAUACAUGAGCUUGGGGAUAGGAUUCUUCACAGGCUUUUGGGGCUUAUUAGGUCCAUUACUACUUUGGCAACCAUGGAGAAUCACUUAUCUGAUGUUCUUGAAUAAACUGAUAGACUAUUUACUUGUAAUGGUGGCAGUGAACUUUGCAAAGUGCCAAAGGUAUAUCAGAGACUAA
Vigna unguiculata (cowpea) is the source of this 3168-nucleotide messenger RNA. The record is from RefSeq and is a predicted model, not a curated record. NCBI's taxonomy places the organism in Eukaryota, Viridiplantae, Streptophyta, Magnoliopsida, Fabales, Fabaceae.